Molecule: messenger RNA, 2497 nt
Organism: Cyprinodon tularosa
Lineage: Eukaryota; Metazoa; Chordata; Actinopteri; Cyprinodontiformes; Cyprinodontidae
Gene: dlk2
Product: delta-like 2 homolog (Drosophila)
Exons: 7
Coding region: 468-1583 (371 amino acids)
Molecular function (GO): Notch binding; calcium ion binding
Source: RefSeq, a predicted model, not a curated record
CAGGUGGUCUGAGACGCUGUGGGUUCAGAGCAGAGAGGAAUCCCCCAGCUGCUCCCGCUACAUUUCAUUUAGCAGGUUAGACCCUCAUCAAGUCCUCAACGCCUCAACAAUACCCACAACCACCCUCCACCAAACCCACGCUCCCCUGCCAUCACAUUUGGACCCGGAGCGGCGUCACUGAGAGGUCCGGUUACGGCGGGGAGCAGAGGACCGACCAGGAGCUGAGGAAAGGAACCGCUCAGGUGGAGAUGCCUGGCUCCGCAUGACUGGGACAGAGGCCGAGCUCUUCGCUGGAAUCUCUGGAAAAUUGAUCUGCCCCUUGUUUUCCUGCCUGACAGUCGACCGUGUGGGCACAGUGAUCCAGAAGGUGGUCACCACGGCAACAAGGCUGAAGGAAACAGAGAGCGGGAAGUAGAGGAAGAGGAGGAGGAGGAGGAAGAACAGGACGCCGUCUCGCUGCAGCCGACAUGUCGGCGGUCCGAGCUGUGGCCGUCCUGCUACUGCUGAGCUGCUGCUGCUUCAUCUUCUUCACCCCCACCUGUGCCGGUGAAGGAAGUAACUGCAGCUGCAACGUGACCAACAGCCGCUGUGAUGAGUUUGGAGUCUGCAGGUGUGAUCCAGGCUGGGAGGGUGAGCUGUGCGAGCGCUGCAUGACGAUGCCAGGGUGCGUGCACGGUUCCUGCCUGCAGCCGUGGCAGUGUACGUGUCAUCCAGGCUGGGGCGGUCGAUUCUGUGACAAAGACCUCGGCGUUUGCUCCCAGCAGCCCUGCCACAACGGCGCCACCUGUCUGAUGCAGGACAGCGGAGACUUCCGGUGUGUUUGCCCAGAGGGUUUCCAUGGUUCCACCUGUCAGAAGAGGAUCGGACCCUGUCACCAGAGAAGGUCUCCCUGUAAAAAUGGCGGCCUGUGUGAGGACGCUGACGGUUUCGCGGCAGAGCUGGCGUGCCGCUGCCUCGCAGGGUUUACGGGGCGGCACUGUGAGACCGACGUUGACGACUGUCUGAUGGGACCGUGUGCCAGCGGCGCCACCUGCGUGGAUGGAGUGAACCGGUUCUCCUGCCUCUGCCCGGCCGGAAUCACGGGGCGUUUCUGCACGGUCAACAUGGACGACUGCAUCGGUCAGCCAUGCCUGAACGGCGGCCGCUGCCUGGACCGCGCAGGAGGCUUCCUCUGCCUCUGCCGGCCGGGAUUUACCGGCUCCACCUGCGAAAACCCGCCCAGCCCGCCUAAUGCCAGCCAACCGGUCUGGACCACUCAGAGGCGCGACGGUGGUCGCCGUGAUGACAGGAAGGUGAAGGUAACCGUGAAAGAGCGUGGUGCCACUGGACUGUCAGACCUCCAGCUGGUCGUUGUUUUGGUGUUAGCUGGCGUGACUCUCGGUGUGGUGACUCUAACCGCCGCUUUCGUCCUGCGGAGCCGCUGCCGGCGUUCUGGCGAUGCCCCCAGCCGCUCGUCACCAUCCUCCUCCCAGGGGGCGGGAACAAGCAGUCUGCAAGAGGCUGGCGAAGUGCCUGAGCAUCGGAUCAGCUUCUUGAACUCAACAGAACCACAGAAGAAGAAACUCAACAUAGAGGUGAUUUAGGCUGAAGGGCAACAGGAGAAUGAACUCAAUAGUGACAUCAUCAUGAUGAUGUCAUACUGCUCUUCACAGCACCAAAACUGGACCUGACCCGAUCAGAACUUUGUUCAGUCAUCACUUUAACUACCUUCAGUCCAAACUCAGGGAUGCAAACUCUGCAGGAGCCCAACCAUCCAAGCCAAGCUGUUACCACGACAACCAGCACUGAAGCAUCAGAUCCAGAUUCCCAGGACAGGGUUCUGAUUGGGUUAUGGGUUCACUGACCCAAUUAAGUCUGGUUCUGGUUCCUUUCAGCUGCUUUAAUGUGUAGAAAUGGUCGGACUGAGUCGGUUUAACUUUGGGACCAAACCGUAAACGGUUCUGAUCAGAUCCCAUCGCCAUGGUUCCCAUCGCCAUGGUUCCCAUCGCCAUGGUUCCCAUCGCUGGUUGAGCUGCUCACCAUUGCAGGUAGUUUCUGUAAAUACUGUAAAAAUAUUUAUUUUUUCUUGUACAGAUUUAGUUUGGUUCUGUUGGAAUGAGCGUCUCCUGCUGAGACAGAAGUGGACUCGGGUGACCAGAACUUACCAGAACUGCAUUGAUGGUGUUAAAGUUUUUUUUGAUUGCGGGUCGGUUCUACAGAACUCUUUUGUCUUUAGAUGUUCUGGUCCGGAUCAGGGAGCUCUGGACCCGACCGCAGCAUGGGACGCCACUAUUUCAUUGGAAGAAGAAGAACUUUGGUUCUGCAGAACUGUGGGACCAUCGAAGAACAGAACUCAAAGCUGAUCAGAACCAGAACAGGAACUGGUUCUCUGCUUAUCCAGACCCAUUAAUCCAAUGAGGAAAUCUGGUUUCCAGGGAAACCCUCUGGAUGUUUCUGGUCCUUUUGCUGUUAAAUUAAAUUAAAAACACAAACAUGGCUGAAAGAAAAGAAAUACUAA